Batrachochytrium dendrobatidis JAM81 is the source of this 2779-nucleotide messenger RNA. Its product is annotated as glycogen phosphorylase. The transcript has 25 exons. Gene Ontology annotation, cellular component: cytoplasm. Gene Ontology annotation, molecular function: glycogen phosphorylase activity; pyridoxal phosphate binding. Lineage: Eukaryota; Fungi; Chytridiomycota; Chytridiomycetes; Rhizophydiales. Bases 37 to 2664 code for a protein of 875 amino acids. Gene Ontology annotation, biological process: glycogen catabolic process. The record is from RefSeq and is a predicted model, not a curated record.
AUUCAUCCUUCUCUUUUAUCCACCCAAUCAUCAUUGAUGGCCUCGGUUAACCAAACUCCUGUCCAGCCUCGUACUAACAUGUCCAAGAUUGGCUCUACUUCAGCACAGUCGUCAUCAUCGCUUCCACGCUCUCGCUCUGCGACUGGCCCUUCUGGUGCAGGCUCUUUGCCUACCUGGAAACCCUCGCCUGAAGUUGCCAAACUGUGGAAAGAUCUCAAUAAACCACAGGACGAUGAUGAAAAAACUAUUCAGCUUUCAUUUGUGAACCAUGUUACCAAAACCCUGGCUCGUAGCGCCUUUAACAUGGACGAUGUGGCUGCAUAUCAAGCUGUUGCACUUAGUGUGCGCGAUCGUCUUCUUGAGCGAUGGAAUACUACCCAGCAACUUCAUUCCUCAAAAGAUCCAAAGCGUGUCUACUAUCUGUCGCUUGAAUUUUUAAUUGGAAGAACUCUUGACAAUGCACUUCUUAAUCUUGAUCUGAAACCAGGAUACAAGAAUGCCAUCUCAAAGGUUGGAUUCAAUGUUGAAGACCUUAUUGGAGAAGAGUGUGAUGCCGCAUUAGGAAACGGCGGUCUAGGCCGACUUGCUGCUUGCUUCAUGGACUCUCUGGCUACUCUGGACUAUCCAGCUUGGGGCUAUGGUAUACGCUAUACAUACGGUAUUUUCCAACAGCGUAUCGUUGAUGGCUAUCAGACAGAAUAUCCUGAUUAUUGGCUUGCAUUUGGAAAUCCUUGGGAAAUUCAGCGACUUGAUGUUGCUUACGAGAUUCGUUUCCGAGGACAUGUGAAUAAAUAUUCAGAUGAUCAAGGUAACCCUCGGUUUUCGUGGGAAGGCGGUGAAAAAGUCAUUGCUAUUGCAUAUGACUAUCCCAUCCCUGGCUUUGGAACCAAAAAUACAAUCAAUAUUCGUUUGUGGAGCUCCAAACCAACAACAGAAUUCGACUUUGCAAGUUUCAAUGAGGGCAACUACGACAAAUCUGUUGAAGAACAAAAGGGUGCAGAAAACAUUACAUCCGUUCUUUAUCCAAAUGACAAUCACACGGUUGGCAAGAUUUUGCGCUUGAAGCAGCAAUACUUUUUUGUAUGUGCCACGCUUCAGGAUAUCAUUCGCCGAUUCAAAAAGUCAUCGCGUCCUUGGUCAGAGUUUCCCGACCAGGUUGCCAUCCAGCUGAAUGACACGCAUCCUACUCUCGGCAUUGUUGAGCUGCAGCGAAUUUUGAUUGAUGACGAACACUUGGCAUGGGAUGAAGCAUGGGAUAUCGUUACAAGAGUAUAUUCGUAUACCAACCAUACUGUUUUGCCCGAGGCACUUGAAAAAUGGGCCGUGUCUUUAGUUUCGGAUCUCCUUCCUCGACACAUGAUGAUUAUCUUUGAUAUUAACCUGUUUUUCCUGCAAAGUGUUGAGAAAAAAUAUCCUGGUGAUCGUGAUCGUCUUCGUCGCAUGUCUAUUAUUGAAGAAGGGCAUCCUCAAUAUGUCCGUAUGGCAUUUUUGGCAGUGGUUGGUUCUCAUUGCGUAAAUGGUGUUGCAGCUCUCCACUCUGAGCUGGUCAAGUCACAGCUAUUUUUUGACUUUGUUGAACUUUUUGGUGCCGAAAAGUUUACCAAUGUCACCAAUGGUGUGACACCUCGUCGCUGGCUGCACCAGGCAAAUCCAUUGUUGAGCGAUCUAAUCACUGAAAAAUUAGGGACUGACAAAUGGCUUUCGCACCUGAAUCUUUUAUCGAAUCUCAGUAAAUUCUCAACUGAUGCUCAGUUCCAGAAACGCUGGAUGGAGAUUAAACGCCUUAACAAGAUUCGACUUGCUGAUUACAUUGCAUCUGCUUGUGGUAUCAAAGUUUCUCCUGACGCACUUUUCGAUGUUCAGUGUAAGCGACUGCACGAGUACAAGCGUCAAUUUAUGAACAUCAUGGCUGUCAUUUAUCGCUACGAGACUCUCAAGGCAAUGCCAGAUGCUGAACUGAAAAACGUUGUUCCUCAUGUUGUCAUCUUUUCUGGAAAAAGUGCGCCUGGCUACUACAUUGCCAAGAUGAUCAUCAAGCUGAUCAACAAUGUUGGACGGGUGAUCAACGAUGACAAGCAAACUUCAGACUAUCUGAAGCUUGUGUUUAUUCCCAAUUACAAUGUUUCUUUGGCAGAGAUUAUUGUUCCAGCCAGCGAUCUUUCUCAGCAUAUUUCCACUGCUGGUACUGAAGCUUCGGGAACCUCGAACAUGAAGUUUGUAUUAAACGGUGGUUUGAUUAUUGGAACUGUUGACGGAGCAAACAUUGAGAUUGGUGAAGAGACUGGCGAGGAAAACAUUUUCCUAUUUGGCACUCUUACUCCUCAAGUAGAAGACGUGCGUUAUCAGCAGACCUAUGGUGGCGGCACUGUAAGAGAUCCAAAACUAUCUUCCGUUGUUGACAGUAUUCAUGCUGGACACUAUGGCGACCCAAUUAUUUUUGAGCCUCUUCUUAACACUCUGCAAAGCGACCACUAUCUGCUACACAAGGACUUUACCUCAUACAUUGAGACGAUGGCCAAGGUGGACAGAUGCUUCAAGAACAAGGCUGAAUGGGCAAAGAAAUCGAUUGUAGCUGCUGCCAGUAUGGGAAAAUUCAGUAGUGAUCGAUCCAUUGAAGAGUAUGCCACUCGUAUCUGGAAUGUGAAGCCAGUGCGUGUGCCAUGAUGAUUUCUAUACAUUGGCUCUGAAGCACGACGCUUCUACUGGUACGUGGCAUCCAAACGCACCAUUGAAACCAGAUUAAGAGUAGCAAAAUGAACUUGAUAUUAAACUUCCAUUU